CGGGAGCCGGGCGCCACGCGCGGGGGGGUGGGCGUCGCUCGCUCCGCCCCGCGAAGCCCCUGCGUGUCUAGGGCCGCGGCCGCUCCGCGCCAAGCGCGCUAGGCUCCGCCGUGUGGCCGCCGCCGCCGCCGCUGCCAUGUCCCCGGGGAAGCCCGGGGCGGGCGGAGCGGGGACUAGGCGGACUGGCUGGCGGAGAAGGAGGCGGAGGCGGCGGCUGGAGGCGGAGACGAGGGAGCCCGGCUUCGGGCACACGGCGGGGCGCGUCCCGGGCACGUUCCAGGGCGCGCAGGGCAUGAAGCCCGCGGCGCUGGAGACGCGGCCACCCCCGCGCCCGCCCGGGCUCCGCUGGGCGCUGCUGCCGCUGCUGCUGUUGCUACGCCUGGGCCAGGUCUUGUGCACAGGUGCAGCUCCGAGCCCCGUGUUUGGCAUUGAAGCUGUUUCCAGCCCAACCAACGUGACAUUAACAUGGAAGCACAAUGUUUCAACUCCUUCAGAGUACACUUACAGAAUAGAGAACAAGAUGGAAAAGAAUAUGACGUUUACUACUGCUAAAAACCAAACAUCGUACACCAUCACAGACUUAAGUCCGGCUACUUACUAUACAUUCUCUAUCACUCCGAUGAUAGCCAAUGAGACCUCGGGAGACCCCACGGACAAAAAUAUCACAACAAAGCCUUGGCCGGUGUCUGAUCUCCAAGUUGCUUUCGUGGGUGUGACGCAGGCUGUUCUCACCUGGAGCGACGCAAAUGGCACUGCUUCCUACCGGAUGCUUCUUGAACGCUUUGGAAACAGCAAACAGAUGACUCCACACUCGUCCUUCAAUAUUUCAGUUCUGAAGCUGGGGUCCUGCAAUACCUGGCUUUCCCCAGAAUCAAAUGAGACUCAGAGUGACUUGUUGGUUGCAGAAGGAGAGUUACAAAAUUGUGCAUCAGAUACCAAUGACACCGAGAGAAGCCCAGUGGCCAACCUAUCCCAAGUCCACAGGAGUUUACUCUGCCCUGUAGACCUAGCCUCUGCCCAAGCUUCCUCCCUCACAAAGGUCUUGCUCCUUGGGCUAAAACCUGAUACUAACUAUACAGCCAAAGUUUAUUCUCGAGCAGCAGAUGGCACAGAAGGACAGCCUGGAAAAGAAGUCUUUACAACAAAUUCCAUCCAGGUUUCUGACAUGAGAGCUGUGAACAUCAGUGCCACAAACUUGGCCCUGACCUGGAAGAUCAAUUACAAUGAGUCAUCUUUUUGCUACACCUACAAGAUACAUGUGGCUGGGGGGGUCCAUGCCAUCAACCAAACUGUCAAUAAGACUGAGGCCAUCAUCCACGGACUCACUUCGAGCACCUUGUACAACAUCACAGUACGUCCUUUCCUGGGUCACACCGAGGGCACACCAGGCUUCCUCCAAGUAUAUACUUCCCCUGGUCCAGUUUCUGACUUCCAAGUGACAAAUGUCAGCACAAGGGGAAUUGGUUUGACUUGGAGAAGCAAUGACUCAGAAUUUAGGAUUCUUACCAUGAAGGAGGGAGGUGAGAAGAUUAAAAACAAUAUAACCAGAAAUCAGAGCUUUGUCGUUGACAAUUUAAAGCCUGGAACCAGCUACCGCUUUGAAAUAUUUCCACGAGGACCAGAUGGGACUGAAGGGCCACCCAGAACAGUUGAUGCUAUAACUGAUCGCAGCGCUGUGAUUGACAUCCUUGUGGUCAGUGUCUCCUCCAGUGAAAUGCAGCUGGAAUGGGAGAAUACAGACCGUGUUCCUGGAUAUAACUACCAUGUAGUUCUAGAGUCUGAAUAUGGCCACAGCAAUACUACCAGUUCUCAGAAAUUCAUCACACUAAGGGACCUCACCCCAGGCACCUUGUAUAAUGUCACAGUCAUUCCAGAAGUGGACCAGGUCCAGGGUGACGCCAACUCCAUUGCCCAGUACACACGACCCAGCAAUGUGUCUGACAUUGAAGUAAACACCAGCACCACCGUGGCAACCAUCUGGUGGAACAGUGAGGACAAAGCCUCUCCUGAGUAUACCUACCGCCUUCUCAUCUCGAAGGCUGGAGAUGGCGGCAGUGUAACCAAGAUGGUCAUCACAGACGUUGGAAUCACUUCUCAGAUGGUCUCUGAUUUAAUCCCUGGCUCCUGUUACACCGUGGAGAUCUUUGCAAAAGUUGGGAAUGUUACAGAGUCACUGGUACCUGGCUGGAAGUCAUUCUGUAUGGAACCUGCACCAGUGUCCUUCCUCUACUGUGAGAUGGUCCCCAAGGAGCCGGUUCUGAUUCUGAAGUGGCCCUGCCCCCCUGGCAUGAAUACAGGCUUUGAGCUAUGGGUCCGGAAUGACACUUGGAACAAUAUGACAUACCUGAAGAACUGCACUUCAGAGGAUGAUACAGAAUGCAGGGGAAAAGUACAAAAUUUGGCAUUUUCUACCUCAUACAACAUCAGCAUUGUCACCUUGUCGUAUGGAAAGAUGGCAACUGCCACCCAGAGCACCUGCACCACCGGCAUCACAGACCCACCUUCUCCAGAUGGAUCCCCUAAUAUUACAUCUGUCAGUCACAAUUCAGUAAAGGUUAAGUUCAGUGGUUUUAAAGCCAGCAAUGGACCUAUCAAAGCCUAUGCCAUCAUUCUCACCACUGGGGAAGCUGGCCAACCUUCUGCAGAUGUUUUAAAGUAUACAUAUGAGGAUUUCAAAAACGGGGCCUCGGAUACUUAUGUGACAUACCUCAUAAGAAUAGAAGAGAAGGAGCGCUCUCCGGCCUUGUCUGAAGUCUUGAAAUAUGAAAUUGAUGUGGGGAACCAAUCCACCACCCUUGGCUAUUACAACGGGAGGCUGGAGCCGCUGGGCUCCUAUCGGGUGUGUGUCGCUGGCUUCACCAAUAUUACCUAUAACCUUCACAAUGAUGGACUCAUCAAUGGGAAUGAGAGCUAUGUGUCUUUCAGUCAAUAUUCGGAGGCCGUGUUCUUGCCUCAGGACCCAGGUGUCAUCUGUGGAGCAGUGUUCGGCUGUAUCUUUGGUGCCUUAGCAAUUAUGGCUGUGGGAGGCUUCAUCUUCUGGAGGAAGAAAAGGAAAGAUGCCAAAAAUAAUGAAGUCUCGUUUUCUCAAAUUAAACCUAAAAAAUCCAAGUUAAUUCGAGUGGAGAAUUUUGAAGCCUACUUUAAGAAACAGCAAGCUGACUCCAACUGUGGGUUUGCAGAGGAAUACGAGGAUCUGAAGCUGAUUGGAAUAAGUCUAUCUAAAUGUACAGCUGAGAUAGCUGAGAACAGAGGGAAGAAUCGCUAUAACAAUGUCCUGCCUUAUGAUAUUUCUCGAGUCAAACUUUCAGUCCUGACCCAUUCAACGGAUGACUACAUCAAUGCCAACUAUAUGCCUGGCUACCAUUCCAAGGGAGAUUUCAUUGCCACACAAGGACCUUUACCCAACACUUUGAAAGAUUUUUGGCGUAUGGUUUGGGAGAAAAAUGUAUAUGCCAUUGUUAUGUUGACCAAAUGUGUGGAGCAGGGAAGGACCAAAUGUGAGGAGUACUGGCCUUCCAAGCAGGCUCAUGACUACGGGAACAUAACCGUGGCAAUGACCUCAGAAGUUGUUCUUCCGGAAUGGACCAUCAGAGAUUUCGUGGUAAAAAAUAUGCAGACAAGUGAGAGUCAUCCUCUGCGGCAGUUCCAUUUCACCUCCUGGCCUGACCACGGUGUUCCUGACACCACUGACCUGCUCAUCAACUUUCGUUACCUGGUCCGAGACUACAUGAAGCAGAUUCCCCCCGAAUCACCAAUUCUGGUGCACUGCAGUGCUGGGGUCGGAAGGACAGGCACUUUCAUUGCUAUCGAUCGUCUGAUCUAUCAGAUAGAGAAUGAGAACACCGUGGAUGUGUAUGGUAUUGUCUAUGAUCUUCGGAUGCACAGGCCUCUUAUGGUACAGACAGAGGACCAGUAUGUUUUCCUCAACCAGUGUGUUUUGGAUAUUAUCAGAGCCCAGAAAGACUCAAAAGUUGAUCUCAUCUAUCAGAACACAACCGCAAUGACAAUCUAUGAAAACCUCGAGCCAGUGAGCAUGUUUGGAAAGACUAAUGGUUACAUCGCCUAGUUCCAAAGCAAACCCUUUCUGAAGUUAACCAGACCGCCACACCCACAGUGAAAGAAAAUGCCCUGAUGUGGACAUGUUUUUAUAUGUCUCAUUUCUCAGUUCUUUGUUCUGUUCUGUUAGAACUACCUUGGAGGGCAUGAGGCUGUGCGUGUAAAACAUGGCAAAUAGGGAGUUGGGGCUGUCGGGAGCUAUGGACAGGUGGUAUAUAAAUCAGCUGCAUUCCUGAUUACCAAUGGGAUGGGCUUACUUUUUCCCCCUUGAGAAUUGUGGAAAACCAGGAAAAGUGAGCUACGAUUUUAUUUUUCUUUUCCUAACAGGUUCUCUCUCUCUCUCUCUCUCUCUCUCUCUCUCUCUCUCUCUCUCUCUCUCUCUCUCUCUCUCUCUCUCUCUCUCUCUCUCUGUCUCUCUGUCUCUCUCUCUCUCUGUCUCUCUGUCUCUCUCUCUCUCUCUGUCUCUCUGUCUCUCUGUCUCUCUCUCUCCUCUCUCUCUCUCUCUCUCUCUCUCUCAUUUUUUAGGACUUUUAUAUGAUUCACAUGCAAAAGCAAGGAUUAUGUUGGGUUGAAUAUAUUUUAAGUAUCAGAGGUCUAUUUUUACCUACUGUAUCUUGGAAUCUAGCUGAUGGAAAUACAUGACUGUGGGUGUUUAUCGUGCAGGGAGGGGCACAUGGUGCCUUUUCUGCAUGGGUUUCUAUUUGAACAUGUGCCUUUUUUGAAUUAUGCUUCCACGGGCAAAACUCAGUAGAUGUCUCUAUUUUUAUAUUGAAUCUCAUAAUUGGAAUAUACAGAAUAUUUAAAUAGUAGCUUCGUAUCAGAGGUUUGCCUUCUCAGUAACAUUCCUGUUCUCAUUUGAUUAGAGGAGGCUUUCUCUUUGACCCACCCUUGACAUACAUUUGUGCUCCAUUUUUUUUCUUUUUUUCCCCCAGUUCUCUCCAAAGGCUUCUGUUGGUGACAUUUUCAUCCCAUCAGUUGGGUGAGAACAGAAAUUUAAAGUAUCACCAUGAUAGUGGGGUGGGGUGGGGGAUGGGAGAAGCAGAGGAAUUGUCAUACCAUGGUGUGAGUACCCCUUCCCAUCCCGUCUUCUGCUUUCUCUCAUUUCUGUCUUUGGUAAGAAGGAUUAUUUAAAGGUGCAAUAUGUGACUUAGUGGUUCACGAUGCUCUGGGUUUUUAGUAAUGUUUUACUCAGGUUGGCAUUUUACGUGUGUGUGUGAGUGUGCGUGUGCGUGCGUGCGUGCGUGUGUGUGUGUGUGUGUGUGUGUGUGUGUGUGUGUGUUUUAUAGCGUGGUGAUCUGUGAACAUUUCAGUGUGAACUCAGAUUAACCCUUUUCCCCCCCGAAGUCCACUGGCUUUAGUCUCUAUCUGCAGUGACACAUGUCAGUAUCUACUGUAUAUAUAAAUACUAAACUCUUACACCAGUCAUUCCUAUGAAUUGAGGUGUACAAAGUUUGAUUUGUAUCAAAGAUGUAAUUAUUAUUUUUAAAACCUCUUUUCACUACACUGCUGCUGUAAUUACUUUGAUUUUUUUAAAGAAAAUGUAGGGUUUUUUUGGCUUCAGGUGUGUAUUCACCAAGUUUUUCAGAAUUUAUGUGGAUUUAUUUUAUUGGUACAUAAUCUGUAAACUUCUCAAGGCAUUAACAUGACAAUAUUUGUGUCUUUUAUUUUAUCUUGUGGCUCAGGUUAUAUUUGAAGAAGUUUUGAGUUUAUUCUCUAGUAGGCAAUGAAGUAUAUAAGGUCUUAUGAAGGAAUUGCCAAGUCUCUGGAGUCCUGUGGCUGUUUUCCACAGUGACACAUCCUGCUGUAUGUUUGGGACAACGGUACCCUGUUGAAGAUGAGAGCGGGGUCUUCUCCGAGGGUCCUGGCUGUGGGCUCUGGGGCAGCCUUCGGGGUUCUGUCCUUGCUCUUCAUUUCACCAGCACUUUGAUGCCUGUCUGGACAGGAUCAUGAGUAUUGUAGGGUUAUAGAGGGUGAACCAUGAUAUACUUAAAAGCUGUCAUGCUAUAUGUCUUCUGUCCCCCUUUCCUUGGAGGUACUGAGGAUUGAAAGGAGAGGUCAGGACGUUGUCAUGCUUUGGGGGAGAAUUGUACUUCUCAAAUGGAAACUGCACUUUUUGCUAAACCCUUUGCAUUUUGAUGUUCAUUUAGUGUGAGAGCCUUUAAGGAAAGGGCUGGCCAGGGUGGAGUAGGCCCCUUGACUCACCUUCUCUGGGGACUUUGACAAUGCAGUUGUGAAUCAGGGAAGCCAUGCUGUCCCCAGGUGUGGAGUGAAGCUGAAUGUGGGUUCAUUAUUCCCAAAUCCCAUUUAGUCUGCACGUGCUGACUUGGGGGUGCUGUACAGAUGGGCCUGUCUGACAGUAUACCACCUGCCCACCUCCUCAGUGUGUUAGGAGUCAUUGUAGUGGGUAGUGAGGGGUCAAAUCCAGUGCAGCCCUAAGCCCAGCCUCUGCUGCCAUAGGAAAGGCUGGGGAAAGGACUUGCCCCUAACAAAGUCCUGUAAAAGAUCUGAUGGAGUCUCUUAAAAAAUGAAAGUAGCAAAGUCAUAAACAUACUGUAUAAAAAUGCAAAACACAGAAAGCUCUGCUUCUGCCCGAGUGGGUCUGGAAAGUUCUUAGGAACCAGCCCCAGCAAACCACUCUCACAUGUUAAUCCCAGGCUCAGGAGGAAGGCAGAGAGGUUGGGAGUUCCACAUGGGCAGGUCACAGCAAGGUCAUCAUGCCAUUGCACAUCCGGAGGAGGACUGUGUAGGGGGUUUGUGUAGCACAGUCAUUGGAAAGGGAAGAUUAACAUGUUGGCAGGAGGGCCCAUGACUGAGGCCAGGGCUGGUCAGAGGUGAGGGGAAGGCACUCCUCACUGGAUGCCCCAAGCCCUCGGUGGAACUGUGAACCCAGAUUGGAAGAGUCCGGUGGAAUUGGAACAGUGGAGCUCCCUGCUCAGAUGUGAUGGCUGCAUAGAGAAAAGCAGCCAGGGUGGAACCUGCCCAUCAACGAAAGGGCUACAGACUGGUGGCCAGAUGCUGUGGAGGACUUGGGCCAUUGAUGUCUUCUCCUAAGAACAAAGACUUUUCCUCUGGAGCUGAAUCUAGUGACGGUGGGCACCAGAAGGAAAUGUGGUGUCUGUUCUCUGAGGCCACUUUGUGAUCUCCAGCCAGACUUGGGCACAGUGGACCCUCUGGAUUUGUGCUUUGUGAGGCUGGAGGCUCUGGGGGUGGGGUGGGGUAGGGAGGAGGUAGGGAAGGGUCAACUAUGCAGCUGAUUCACACCUGUUUCCCUGGGAUGGAGAAGCCUGGUUUUCUUCUGCAAUGCUUGAUUGCGCUUGUUCAGCUAAACAAGCCUGGUGACUGGAGUUGGUUCACCUCAAAACAAAAUCGGAAUUCUGUGUUUUCAGACUACCGUGUAGCAACUGUGUGUUUAACAACUGUAGCUUUUUCUCCCCGGGGCACAGAAUAGAAGUGUUGAUGUGGACUCUAAACUGUACUUUCUUGUAACUAUUUUGGAAUGAUGCACAUUUCUAAUGUCUGUUAUACUUGUACAGAGUAUUGCUGUUGGUUGCUUUUUUUUAAAGAAAAAAAUGGCCUGAAAAUCUUUUUUUUAAAGACUUACAAAUACCAAAUACAAAAUAUGUCAACACAUUA
This is a messenger RNA of Mesocricetus auratus (golden hamster), 7689 nucleotides long. RefSeq names its product protein tyrosine phosphatase receptor type J (gene Ptprj). The record is from RefSeq and is a predicted model, not a curated record. Gene Ontology annotation, biological process: angiogenesis; protein dephosphorylation. Gene Ontology annotation, molecular function: protein tyrosine phosphatase activity; cadherin binding. Lineage: Eukaryota; Metazoa; Chordata; Mammalia; Rodentia; Cricetidae.